Aspergillus ibericus CBS 121593 is the source of this 1746-nucleotide messenger RNA. RefSeq names its product putative arginine permease. Gene Ontology annotation, molecular function: amino acid transmembrane transporter activity. Gene Ontology annotation, cellular component: membrane. The coding region runs from base 1 to 1746 and encodes 581 amino acids. Gene Ontology annotation, biological process: amino acid transmembrane transport. The transcript has 19 exons. The record is from RefSeq and is a predicted model, not a curated record. Lineage: Eukaryota; Fungi; Ascomycota; Eurotiomycetes; Eurotiales; Aspergillaceae.
AUGCCGCCGGAGCCGAUGUUUAUCUGCAUCCACGCGGCCUGCUAUCAGAUAAGCUCCACAUUAUCACCCGCGGGACCGGAGUUUCCAGUGUUCAUGCACACCAUCAUGCACGACGAAAAGGAUCAGAAGGCGCCUUACACCGAGGAGGUCCCCGUUGACACGGGCACCAUUGAAUGCCACGAUGAUUUGCAGGUUGGUCUGCAGCGCAAGCUCAAGCCACGUCACAUUCAGAUGAUUGCUCUUGGUGGCGUUAUCGGAACCGGUCUCUUCCUAGGUACGGCUAGCGAUCUCGAGAAUGGAGGUCCAGCCGGCCUGCUCAUUGCUUACUGCCUUAUGGCGUCAUUACUAUACGCCGUGAUGGUCGCUCUUGGAGAAAUGGUCUCGCAGUUCCCCAUACCUGGUGGUCAAUUUGCACUGGCUGGUCGCUUUGUCUCACCCGAAUUAGGGUUUGCUAUGGGUGUGGUGUACGUGUACAACUAUAUCGUCGUUCUUCCGGCGGAAAUCUCAGCCGCUGCGGUGCUUAUCACGUACUGGACGCCUGCUGGACAGACGGACUCAACGUGUACCACUGGUAUCUGUAACAAUGCAUUGUGGGUUGGUUUAAUGCUUCUCGUUGUGUGGUUGAUCAAUGCGGGUGGUACCAAAAUCUUCGGGGAGAUGGAGUUUUGGUUUUGUUCGAUCAAGGUCAUUACAAUUAUCGGCCUGAUCAUCACGGGCAUCAUUAUCUCCGCCGGAGGAGGUCCGAAUCACGAGGCCAUCGGAUUCAAGUUCUGGAAUGAAACAGGAGGUUUCGUGCAAUAUGCUGGAAUAGCUGGUGCCAAAGGGCGGUUUCUCGGUUUCUUUGCCGUGCUUAUCGAUGCCGCCUUUGCGUUCAUCGGAACGGAAAUCACUGCCAUUGCUGCUGCUGAGACUGCGUCUCCUGCUAAGAACGUUCCUCGCGCUAUUAAGAGUGUGUGGAUCAGACUGGUGUUGUUCUAUAUUUGCAGUGCCUUUCUGGUCGGCAUUCUCGUCUCCCCAUCAGACCCAUCCCUCAACCUUUCCUCUACCGCAGCCAAAAGUCCCUUCGUCAUUGCCAUCAAGAACGCCGGUAUCAACGUCCUCCCCUCCAUCAUCAACGCCGCCCUCCUGACCAGCGCCUGGUCCGCCGGCUGCGCCGAUCUCUUCGUUUCCUCAAGGGCAUUGUACGGACUUGCCGCGCGCGGGCAUGCGCCACGCCUCUUCCUCAAGACAAGAAAAGACGGACUGCCCUGGGUUUGCGUUGUGUUCUGUGGCUCAUUCUCUUUGCUGUCCUUUAUGGCUGCUAGCCAGGGCAAGGCGGGGACUGUUUUUGGUUACUUCUCCAAUAUGACCGCCAUCUGCGGAAUGAUCUCGUGGUCCGGUAUUCUCUGGACGAGCAUUCGCUGGCACAAGGGUCUCAAAGUGCAUGGCAUUGAUCGGAGUACGCUGCCGUAUCGGGCGCCCUUGCAGCCCUAUCUUUCUUAUUACGGAAUAUGUAUCUGCCUAAUGGUAAUUAUCUUUGGUGGAUUCACUGCAUUCAUCCACACCUUCGACGUCUCGUCAUUUAUAACGACCUACUUUCCCAUUCUGUUAUUCGCCGUGCUGUUCGUCGGAUACAAAGUCAAGUAUAAGGCUGGGAUUAUCCCGCUGGCUGAACUGGAUUUUGCGACGGGCUGUUCGGCGGUUGUGGAGGUUGAUGAGCAGACUAAAGGGAAGAGUAUGUGGCAGAAGAUAUCGGAGAGGAUUUGA